AUGUUGGAUUACGUUAGUGAUGUGCCUUUAAAGCCUACCAAGAAAACUUUUUUUGAUCCACCAGAACAAAUUGAUGACGUGAAUCUUGAGGAAUUAGUUUUUGACUUCAGACUUGAAAGCAGAGAGUCGGGCAGUAUUCAGCUUCUUGAAGCAAUCAAAAUAUUGGGUCAAAUGCUACAAGAUAUAAUCCAGCUACAGCAGUAUCCGGAUUUGUUUCAUGACUUUCGUGUUCAAAUUUUCAAAGAGUUGAAGUUAUCGCCAAAUACAACGUCGUUGACACAGAAUGAUGAUGAAUCAGACUCCAUCAGAAUUGAAGUUUCGCUGCAAAUCAACGACGAACCUACACCGAAUUCUGUAAAUCAUAUUCCCAUUGGUGACUUAAUUGCUCGAACGAACCUAUCUCAUGAAGCAAAGGUACUACAUCCAAUUACUGAACCGAAUCCCUCUCGAUUACAGCAAGAUUAUGAAAACAAUCAUACUCAAUCACCUCAACUUUUGAAAAUAUUCAAUCUCGUCUCGCGUCCCUCUAUUACCAUUGAGGAAUUCUUAUUGCGAAUAAUGACUUACUCUCCACUGGUGUCGGCACUGCUGUAUUUACAUUCAGCAUACAUGUUAUUCAAUUUGAGUGUUUUGUUUGAUGUGGUCCCUUUAAACUAUUAUAACGUUUAUAGGCUUAUACUUGGAUCAAUUCGUUGCCUGACAAAAUGCCUUGAGGACAUUUUUCAGAGGCAAAAGCUGUUCGCAACUGUUGGAGGAGUGUCGUUGAAAGAUUUGUUAAAGAUUGAAGUUGGCUUCUUAUAUCUUGUCAAAUUCAGGUUAGUCAUCGGGAGUGGAAUUUUGGACCAAUUUUUGCAAAAGCAAUGGUUACGACUUCGAACGUUUUGCCAAGAGAAGAUACCUAAUGUUGAUAUCAGCAAAUCAAACUGA
This is a messenger RNA of Diutina rugosa, 927 nucleotides long. RefSeq lists its product as uncharacterized. The record is from RefSeq and is a predicted model, not a curated record. Gene Ontology annotation, cellular component: nucleus; cyclin-dependent protein kinase holoenzyme complex. Gene Ontology annotation, molecular function: cyclin-dependent protein serine/threonine kinase regulator activity; protein kinase binding. NCBI's taxonomy places the organism in Eukaryota, Fungi, Ascomycota, Pichiomycetes, Serinales, Debaryomycetaceae. Gene Ontology annotation, biological process: regulation of cyclin-dependent protein serine/threonine kinase activity. The transcript has a single exon. Bases 1 to 927 code for a protein of 308 amino acids.